Cyprinus carpio (common carp) is the source of this 1735-nucleotide messenger RNA. Its product is annotated as exostosin-1a-like. The transcript is spliced from 11 exons. Gene Ontology annotation, cellular component: membrane. The coding region runs from base 1 to 1320 and encodes 439 amino acids. NCBI's taxonomy places the organism in Eukaryota, Metazoa, Chordata, Actinopteri, Cypriniformes, Cyprinidae. Gene Ontology annotation, molecular function: glycosyltransferase activity. The record is from RefSeq and is a predicted model, not a curated record.
AUGAAUUCUAAUGUUUGUUGUGUUUAUGUUUGUGUCCACAGGUUUGAUUAUCAAGAGCUGCUACACAACUCCAGUUUUUGCCUUGUUCCUCGGGGCAGGCGGCUCGGGUCCUUCCGCUUUCUAGAGGCCCUGCAGGCGGCCUGUAUUCCUGUGCUGCUGAGUAACGGAUGGGAGCUGCCCUUCUCAGAGGUCAUUGACUGGAGUAAAGCUGCCAUCAUUGGAGAUGAAAGAUUAUUGCUGCAGGUUCCAUCUAUCACCCGGUCUGUGGGUUCAGACAGAAUCCUGGCACUGCGGCAGCAGACUCAGUUCCUGUGGGACGCCUACUUCUCCUCCGUCACAAAGAUAGUCUUAACCACAUUAGAGAUUAUCCAUGACAGGAUACAGACACACAUGUCCCGGAGCAGGCUGAUGUGGAAUUCUUUGCCUGGAGGACUCUACGCACUUCCUGAGUUCUCCAGUGACCUCACCCUCUUCCCCUUCUACUACUCAACACUCGGUAAGAGUCCGUCUCAGGAGUUUACAGCCGUCAUUCAAGCAGUCACACCUCUACAGUCCCAACAGCAGCCCAUAUUCAAACUGAUCCUUGCAGUUGCCAAGUCCAAGUUCUGUGCACAGAUUUUAGUGCUGUGGAACUGUGAGAAGCCUCCACCACCUAGAAACAAGUGGCCCUCCAUCACAACACCCUUCUCUAUCAUUGAGGGCAAAAGAAAGACAAUGAGUGGACGUUUUUUCCCUCAUCAAGCUAUCAUAACUGAUGCAGUUCUCAGCCUGGAUGAGGACUCGGUUCUGUCCACCAAUGAGGUGGAUUUCGCCUUCAUCGUUUGGCAAAGUUUUCCAGAUCGGAUUGUAGGCUAUCCAGCACGCAGCCAUUACUGGGACAGCGGGAAGGGGAGGUGGGGUUAUACCUCUAAAUGGACCAAUGAAUACUCCAUGGUGCUCACAGGAGCUGCGUUCUACCACAGGUAUUAUCAUCACCUGUACACAUACUACCUGCCGACGUCUCUGCUGUCAAUGGUGGACCAGUUGGCCAACUGUGAGGACAUCCUCAUGAAUUUCCUCAUCUCCGCAGUAACCAAACUCCCGCCAAUUAAAGUCACACAGAAAAAACAGUACAAGGAGACCAUGAUGCAGCAGGGCUCUAAGGCGUCUCGAUGGGCCGACCCAGACCACUUUGCACAGCGUCAGUCCUGCAUGAACUCUUUCACGAGCUGGUUUGGCUUCAUGCCUCUCCUUCACUCUCAGUUGCGUCUGGAUCCUGUCCUCUUCAAAGACCAGGUCUCUAUCCUACGCAAGAAAUACAGAGACAUUGAGAGGUUAUGAGGUGCGAAUCCCUCCCAAACUCUGCUGAACUCAUCCAAACAUCCCCUAACAUACCUGCAGUGUUCAGUUCACCUGGACUCAUUAGAGACCAGAUACAAACACAAUAUAUUCCAUCUACAGAAUAAAUUAUAACAAAAUAUGCAACACUGAAUGAUUUUAUCUGCGGCCGAAGGUUUCGUGGACCGGCUCCUUACGUGUUUGAAUUUGUUGUUGUCGUCGGUGUUGUUGUCUGCGAGGGCCGUAGCCGCUGCACAUGUAUGAACAGGAGGCAAAAGAGGCGUUUGAAUGGAUGAAAACAGCUCAAAAAGUCGCCUAUGCCUGCAAUAUGUAUAUUAAUUUCAAUUAUUUUUUUUAAGAAAUUCUUCUUUUUUUUUAAGACGUUUAAAAAAAAUAAAAUCUAUGAAUGCAAAGUGGG